Molecule: messenger RNA, 1549 nt
Organism: Quercus lobata
Lineage: Eukaryota; Viridiplantae; Streptophyta; Magnoliopsida; Fagales; Fagaceae
Product: probable galacturonosyltransferase-like 1
Exons: 1
Coding region: 260-1339 (359 amino acids)
Cellular component (GO): Golgi apparatus
Molecular function (GO): glycosyltransferase activity
Source: RefSeq, a predicted model, not a curated record
AGAGAGAAUGUGUGUGUGCGCGCUGAGUUUGUUAAGAAAGCAUUUUUAUUUUUGUUUCUGUCCCAAUGACUUUUAAGUUAAGACUCAUUGACCAGGCGUCCCAGCAGCUUCUUUGAAACAACGUGGGUUCAUUUCAGACCACAUCAGACACCGCGGUAGUGUUGUGUUUCUUUCUAAAACACAGACUCUCUCUCUUGGAAAAGCUACAAAAACCCAAACCCAAACCCAUCAUUUUCAACUUCACAAACCUUUCCUUAACAUGCCAAAUUCACCACCGCAACAACACCUACUACCAUCUCUUCUGAGUCUCAUCCUUCUCCUCCUCCUAGGCCAGUGCCUCUUCACCAAAACCAAUGCCACCACCACCGCUCAAAAAUUCCGUGAAGCCCCCAAAUUCUACAACUCUCCAUCAUGCCCUUCCAUACCCAUUUCAUCUUCAACCAUGGACCUCUGCUCUGAUCAGGCUGUCCACGUGGCAAUGACCCUCGAUGCCAUCUAUCUCCGUGGAUCAAUGGCUGCCAUUCUCUCUGUCCUCCAACACUCCUCUUGCCCUGAAAACGUCUUCUUCCACUUCGUCACUUCCUCCUCAAACUCCAUUUCCAAUCCCAACAAUCUCACUCACAUUAUCUCCAACUCAUUCCCGUACCUCAAGUUCCGAGUCUACCCCUUCGACGACUCGGCCGUGUUGGGACUCAUCUCCACUUCAAUCCGCGCAGCCUUAGACUGCGCUCUCAACUACGCUCGAAACUACCUCGCUGAUCUCAUCCCACCAUGUGUCAGCCGCAUAGUCUACCUCGACUCGGACUUAGUCCUCGUCGACGACAUUGCCAAACUCGCAGCAACCCCACUUGGAGACCAAGCUGUCCUCGCUGCACCAGAGUACUGCAACGCAAAUUUCACCUCCUACUUCACACCCACGUUUUGGUCCAACCCAACUCUGUCUCUCAUUUUCGCUGGCCGCAGUGCCUGUUACUUCAACACGGGUGUCAUGGUCAUCGAUUUGGAGCGGUGGAGAAGCGGUGACUACACAACAAAGAUAGUUGAAUGGAUGGAGCUCCAGAAGCGAAUGCGGAUCUACGAGCUGGGUUCUUUGCCACCAUUUUUGUUGGUUUUUGCUGGAAACAUAGCCCCAGUGGAUCACAGGUGGAACCAGCAUGGUCUUGGUGGGGACAACUUUCGUGGGUUGUGUAGAGAUUUGCAUCCUGGUCCAGCGAGUCUCUUGCAUUGGAGUGGAAAAGGCAAGCCAUGGGCUCGACUCGAUGGUAACCGGCCUUGCCCUUUGGAUGCGUUGUGGGCUCCUUAUGAUCUGUUACAAACUCAGUUCGCUCUGGAGUCUUAGAAAUGGUUUUAUUUUUUUUAUUUUUUUUUACAUAAUAAAUUGUCAAUUUUUGGAAAUUUGAUGAGUUGGGGGACAAUAUAUAAGAGAUGAGAUUCAUAUAUGGUUAAGGGAUCUCAGUUCUAUAUGUCUGCUAGGUGAGAUUGUUUUUGUACAUUAUACUGUAUUAACAGAUCGAUCUUACAAAAAAUGAAAGCUUCAUUUUGUUUUCUA